Prosopis cineraria is the source of this 567-nucleotide messenger RNA. Its product is annotated as receptor like protein 29-like. Bases 1 to 567 code for a protein of 188 amino acids. NCBI's taxonomy places the organism in Eukaryota, Viridiplantae, Streptophyta, Magnoliopsida, Fabales, Fabaceae. The transcript has a single exon. Gene Ontology annotation, molecular function: protein binding. The record is from RefSeq and is a predicted model, not a curated record.
AUGGAUUUGAGUUCCAACAAACCCACCGGAAAAGUACUACCAACUCUGGGAAGGCUCAAGAGAUUAGUCUCACUUGAUCUGAGUCAUAACUUUAUUAGUGGGCCUAUUCUUGAAACCCUAUCAUGUUUGGAGCUUUUAGAAUACUUCCUCAUUGAUAAGAACCCCAUAAAAGCAGGGCUGCCCUUGUUCAUUGGUAACCUUAAGAAUCUCAAAUCAAUUAGCAUCUCAAGAUGUGGAUUGACUGGCCCCUUACCCGAUUGUCUCUCUUCCUUGAAGAACCUAACAGGUCUCUCCAUGAGCAACAAUAGUCUGAUUGAACCUGUGCUGCCAAAUUUAGGAUCACUCCCAAACUUAGAUCAGCUGAAUCUGAGUGGGGUUUUGCAGUUUUCGGACGAGUUCAUUGGAAGACUUGGCACGAGGCUAGACGUGAGAGGAAACAGUGGACUCUGCAUAAUGUAUAAGCCAAAGAAGAAGAAGCCCUCUUUGCAGAUGGAAAUCCUUGCUUGUCUGAACAGAAGAGAUAGAAGUGGCAAACCUUUGGCUGAUGCUGGAAUCAAGCCAUCUUGA